UGGAGAGAGAUAUACAGAGAGUCUGGGAGGGGAGGGAGAGAGGGAGGGAGAGAGGGAGAGAGAGGUGGACAGGAGACCUGCUCUGUGGAGAGAGAGAAGCACUCUGCAAGCGUACAGCCUGAAUGGAAGUUAGACUGGUAGGAGGGGCUGGAGGAGAGAGCGAGAGAGAGAGAGAGAGAGAGAGAGGUGCUGAGGGAAAGGGAGUGAGAGAGAGAGAGAGAAAUGCCCUUCUCAAUCCCCCCACCCCUUCAUUCUGACACACACAAGCAAACAAAACACACACACUCACAGAGAGAGAGAAAGAGAGAGAGAGAGAGAGACACGCACACUGUAGAGCAUCAAAGGAGACUGUUAGCUGAGGAGAUUCCAUGUGGGGGCUUGCAGAGGAUACAUAAGCACUUUAUCUCCAGAGAGGUACUAAAAGUUCCUGAGUGGAUUUUACACAACUGGGGAAAGAAGAAGCGCGUGAGAGAGAGAGAGCGAGAGCGAGAGCGACUCCUUGUAGGAGACAGGAGCAAGGAGGCAGGGUGAGAGGUGACGGCUCUCCCCCCCCAUCGCAGGCGCCCCCGCGUUAUGGAUGUUGACACAUUCCUGUCGGACACGAGGGGAGCCCACUUCAGCGCCAGUGUAGGAACAAGCCACCGUGUCUGCAUCUGCGUCAUCCGCCGCGACGGCCGUCCCGCGCCAAGCCUCCUCCGGCCGCAGUCUCGGUCCUCGGCCACCGCCACCGCCGCCACCGCCGCCACCGCCGCCGCCACCGUUCACCCAUCCAGCUCUCCAGCAUGGUCCUUUCUGUGAGGCUCUUCCCAGUCCUCCUCCACGCUCCAGUACAAUGUGCAGAUGGAAAGUGACUAAAGGUGUCGUCGCCUGCUCUGGUCCGCUGUCCUGCCUCUUCUCCUCUUCAUCAUCACCAUCACCAUCAUCUUCUUCUUCUUCUUCUUCGUCGUCCUCCUCCUCCUCUACCUCCGUCCUGCUGCUGCUGCUGCUGUUCCUGGUCCUGUGCGCGCUGCCCGCUGCCUCUUGCCACGAUGGCCACCGGUCCACGCGACCGCCCCGGAGCCCUGGCAACCACAACAGCAGCAGCGGUUCAUCCUCUGCGACGGCAGUGGUGGGCAGGCAUGUACGCAGCUACGACCAUCUGCAGGGGGACGUCCGCAGGAGGAAGCUCUUCUCCUACCAGAAGUACUUUCUCAGGAUUGAUAAAAACGGGAAAGUCAACGGGACCAAGAACGACAAGGACCCGUUCACUAUAUUUGAAAUCAAGUCGGUGGACGUUGGCAUUGUGGCAAUACGAGGGCUCCUCAGCAAACACUACCUGGCUCUCAACAAGAAGGGCGUUCUCUAUGGCGCGAAGGAGUUCGGUACGGAUUGCAAGUUGACAGAGCGCAUCGAGGAGAACAAGUACAACACGUACGCGUCGGCCGAGUGGAGGAACAAGAAGAAGGCCAUGUUCGUGGGCCUGAGCGCCAGCGGCAAGCCCAUGCGGGGCAAGAAGACCCGCAGGAAGAACACGGCCACGCACUUCCUCCCCAUGCUUGUGGACCCCCAGCCGUAGGGGCCCCCGCCGUAGGGGACCUCGCCGUUCACACGAAAAAAAAACACCCAACUGCACUGAGACACAAGACUUACAAUCAUCAACAGUCAUAAGAAUUAUAGUGAUAUGAACAGACUUGUUCUGAGAGAUUUUUUUUGUUUUGUUUUGUUUUGUGGAAAAUAGAAAAAAAAAGAUGGCACUAUGUAAAAGGGACUGCUGGAACUCUACAUGCUGAGUCUUGAUUGAUGUCAUAUAUUUGUUAUUAAGUUAUUGGCACCGGAGAAAAAACUAAACGGCGACACGUUUUUUUUUCUGUGCCAAAUCGCGUUUGGGUUUGGUUUGGAUAAACUAUUGGACCGAUGCGGGGAACAACAAAAAAAAAAAAAAAAAAGGAGGGACGACGAGACGGAAACCCCUGAUGUGUGUCGGCCUUCAUGGAGUCGGAGACGAUGGACAGAGUGUGCGUCACCUGCGUGCAUUUGUGCGUGUUUGGUCUGCAGAUGCUUUCUAUUUAUAUCCUACUAACUCAUACGAAGCCUUUCCAACGGACACUGCAGCUCGCUGACGCAGUGGACAGCUAGUUCUACAAACACUGACUGGAAGCGCUCGCUUUAGACACAAGACAGAGGCCUGGAUUCAGCGCGGGGGGAGGGGAGGGGGGUGGGGGGAGGAGGGGAAGUUAGUAAAACUAGCGCCAUAGCAUAAACAAGAACCCUAACAAACUUUAUCAUAACAAGCAAAGCCACUGUAUUAAGAAAAAAAAAUAUCUCAACUUCUUUAUCUGACUGCUUUUAAGAAAAUAAAUUAUUUAUUUUAUGUAAUAUUUAAAGAAAUACAAAGGCAAAAAACAUGAAAUGGACAUUUUUUUUUAUCAUUUACAGUAUGCUCCUCCUUUUAAAAUACUACUCUGUUGGUUAAACAUAAAUAAUAAAAAAUAAAUGAAUAAGUAAA
Messenger RNA from Clupea harengus (Atlantic herring), 2485 nucleotides. It is a transcript of the gene fgf10a, whose product is annotated as fibroblast growth factor 10a. Lineage: Eukaryota; Metazoa; Chordata; Actinopteri; Clupeiformes; Clupeidae. The record is from RefSeq and is a predicted model, not a curated record. Gene Ontology annotation, molecular function: growth factor activity.